AUGGCGCCAGGGCUCCCGCGGCCCCGAGUCUCGGCCAGCCCCGCAGCGCUCGCGGGUCUCCCUGGCAACGCGCGGGGCCGCGACGGCGCGCGCCGAGGGCCAAACAACGCCGAGGCGCGGGCCGGGCGCGCGCGCACGCGCACUGUCCACCAACCCCCCUCCUGCUUCCCCUUCACAGAUGCAGUGAGCUGGGCCCGAGGACACCCCAGCCACCCUGACACGCCACCCAACAUCUAUGAGGGGGGGCUGGGGGCCCAGCAGCAGUGCUCCAGUGCCCAGGGAAGCAAACCCAAGAACUUCCGGCUGCGCCAUCUCCGGGGCCUGGCUUUCUAUCUGCCGGGCCCCGUGCGGCCUGCGGGACAGUGCGAGAGCCACUGGCUGGGCAGGCUCAUGGCUGAGGGGGGCUUCCCACAGCUCGAGGCUGCAGCCUGGCCUCUGGCCCAGCCACCCGUGGCUGUGGGCCCAGGGAAUAGUCACCACUCAGCCCUUCUGGAAGCUCCAGUGCCCGGGGAAAGCCUGGGGAACCCAGCUUCCAGUUCCAGCAUGGACCAAGCCAAGGAUGUCCCCUCCCAGCCCAGUCCCCCUGAAGGCUUAGGACUCAGGCCCAAGCGGUCCUGGGGGACCUCAGAAGAGUCCACAUGUCCCUUGUGCAAGAGAACCCGCUCGGGGGCCCCGGAGAGGCCGUAGGCGCCAUGUGCCAGGGCUGGGUCUCCCAGCUCGACCAGAGAGAACAGGAAGGCCCAGGGUGGACAAGCCUUUAGAGGAAGGUCCGGCCCCACUGGGAGCCGACCAGAGGUGCCCGAUCCUGUGUUGCCAUGCGGGCCAACCUCGAGAAGAUUCCAGGGGAGGCAGAGGCAGCCCUUUGGGAA
Sorex fumeus (smoky shrew) is the source of this 869-nucleotide messenger RNA. It is a transcript of the gene CUNH16orf90, whose product is annotated as chromosome unknown C16orf90 homolog. The record is from RefSeq and is a predicted model, not a curated record. Lineage: Eukaryota; Metazoa; Chordata; Mammalia; Eulipotyphla; Soricidae. The transcript is spliced from 3 exons. The coding region runs from base 1 to 687 and encodes 228 amino acids.